AUGGAUCCCGGAAUGGAAGAAAUGAUGCACUUGGCCAAGAUGGAGAGGAUGCGGGCAAGAUUACCCCCCGCCGAGGAGGUUGCAAAGGCGCUGGUGAAGUUGAUGGAGCAUAAAAAGAGUAGAGGAGAUGUAUUAGAGGACGGGCAGGCGGCAUUGGCCCUGCAGAGUCUCCAAUACUGCUCGCGAUGUCGAGCGGUCRAUCGAGAUGUCCUCCUCACCAUUCUUGCCGUCCUCCAUAGACGCGUCCAGGCCAACGUCGCUGCACAUCCGGACCUGGCAGAGGCCGUCUACCGGGAAAUGCUGGUGGUGGGAGGCAAGGUGGGAUGGUUGUGGAAAGGUGUGGCCAUGUGGGUCAAACAUCUCUCCUAUUCCGGUCAGGCCAGAAGAGGACAGGAGGUCCUCCUGGAAUGGGAAGCAUCACAAGACGAGGGAGGACGAGAGAAGGAGACGGGAAAGCUGCCCGCUUUGAUUGAACAUGCGUGGGCCGAUGUUCUCCAUGGACACGCUCAAAAGGAGGAUGAGGCGACCCUCCUCGCCACCUGGGAAAUGCUCAAAACUCGUGGAAUCCACACUUCUCGCACUGUCAAGCAGACGGUGCUUCAUUUCUACCUGCGUGGCAACGACAUUGCUGCCGUCCAACGCUGGUUUGCCGAGCUGUGGCAGGCUUCCCAAUUCACCCCCCUUUCAAAACCAGAAUCCCACCAAACUGCAGCCAAUGACCUCCACCAAGUCUUGCAGUGGUGUUUGAAGCACAAUACUCUUCAGUUCGGUCAUUCCAUCGUGAGGGAAGCCAUGAGUGACAACCCUCCCAAGCCCAUCUGGGACGCCAUCUUCGUCUGGGCCGCCGGCACGGGCAAGGGUGCCGAUGAGAUCAAUCGCAUGUUGAGUGUCAUGGAAGCCUCCAACAACAACAUCUCUCCCACUCAACCACCGAGACUGGCCGAUAUCGCCACCAUAAACGCCUUGGUCGAAUUCGCAAUCUCCAAAAACGACCCCUACUUGGCGGAACGCUUCAUUGCCAUUGGCAAGGCGCGAAACAUCGAACCCGAUGCCCGGACAUAUGUCCUUCAAAUGCAAUAUCGUCUCAAGGUGAAUGAUGUCGAUGGAGCUUUGACCGCCUACGCCAGUUCACAAGCCAUGGACCUCUCUUCCAAUCAAGACAUUCCCACCGUCAAUGCCCUGAUCGUCGCCCUCUGCAAUAGCAAGCGCCAUGACUUUGACUCCAUCAUGAACGUCGCCGCCGACCUCUCCGACCGCCACGCCCGCUUCGAAGCGCCGACCGUUGCCGCUCUGUCCCUCCUUCACCUCUCCCGAGAUGAGAUCCACGAUGUCAUCGACUUGUUAAACACCCACGCAUUCCACUAUUCCUCCGCAGAGAGGCAAACAAUCCUCGAGGCCAUUUUAAAUUACGCCCUCGACCCAUCAACCCCCACAGCACGAACCUGGGACGCCUACACCAUCCUCCUCACAAUCUUCGACGAAAUCCCUCGCUCCCACCGCACAACCCUCAUGCUCGACUUCCACCGUCGAUCCCGACCCGACAUGGCCGUCCACGUCUUCAAUUCCAUGCGCUCCCACUCCCGCGCAGACACCAUCCCCACCAUCUCCACUUACAUUUCCUCCUUUAUGGCAUCCGCYCAAUCCCGCGACCUCGAAUCCCUACAACUCAUCCACAACCAACUCAAACUCGACGUCAACAUCAACCCCACGACCAAACUCUUCAACGCUCUCAUCCUCGCAUACACCGCCUGUGGCCAACCUCGCCGUGCCCUGCGUUUCUGGGAUGACAUUUCCGCGAGUAGGGAAGGGCCCACGUACAAUUCCCUGCACAUCACCUUCCAAGCCUGCCAAGCCGCUCCCUUUGGCGACUUGAAGGCGCGGGAACUCUGGACGAAACUGCGCAAAAAGGGUGUGGAGAUUGAUCAGGAAUUGUGGGGAAGUUAUCUGGGAGCUUUGGCGGGAAAUGGAGAUUUGGAUGCAACUUUUCAUGCCGUCCAGGAGAUGGAAUCCGAGGGUCGCUGGGAGGUGAGUAAGGAGGUGUUGGGGAAGGUGAUGAAUGGGGCUCCGAAUCGCGCCAAGCAGAAGGUUGUGGAAAGUUGGGGGAGGGAGAGGUAUGCUGUAUUAUGGGAGGAGUUGGAAAGAGUUGGGUGGGAGGAGGCAGGGGAUGGGAGGAGGAUUUUUAGAGUGGGCAGGGAGGUGGAGCCGUAG
This is a messenger RNA of Ramularia collo-cygni, 2208 nucleotides long. RefSeq names its product related to complex I intermediate-associated protein CIA84 precursor. NCBI's taxonomy places the organism in Eukaryota, Fungi, Ascomycota, Dothideomycetes, Mycosphaerellales, Mycosphaerellaceae. Bases 1 to 2208 code for a protein of 735 amino acids. Gene Ontology annotation, molecular function: protein binding. The transcript has a single exon. The record is from RefSeq and is a predicted model, not a curated record.